Biomphalaria glabrata is the source of this 5557-nucleotide messenger RNA. Its product is annotated as DCC-interacting protein 13-alpha-like. The transcript has 23 exons. NCBI's taxonomy places the organism in Eukaryota, Metazoa, Mollusca, Gastropoda, Planorbidae. Gene Ontology annotation, molecular function: protein binding. Bases 180 to 2426 code for a protein of 748 amino acids. The record is from RefSeq and is a predicted model, not a curated record. Gene Ontology annotation, cellular component: cytoplasm; endosome membrane. Gene Ontology annotation, biological process: signaling.
UUAAUAAUCAACACUGCUGACUGAGGGUGUAGUCAGGGAUGAAUUACAAUUACAACAAUAUCUAAAAAGUUAAAAAUAUAAAUAUAGCUCUAAAUAGAUCUGUAGAUCUAUUUGUUUGAUUUUUCGUUUGUGCAUUUUGAUUCGAUUUUGCACAUCAAAUUUAAAGGUUAACUUUGAAAAUGCUAGAGGUAGAGCAGUUGCAUUUUGAAGACGCUCUAGAAGACAGUCCGCACAGCCGUCAUCUGUUGCUAGUAUUUGAAAAAGAUGCAAUGAUGAUCAAGAAGUAUUCACAAAACAUGCAGAAUUGUUGCCAGCGAAUAAUGAGUGCUCAGAAUGAGCUCUGCAGUGCUACUCAAUCCCUGGCUCAACUGCUGCGGUCAUAUGAACAUCAGGAUUUUCCUCUAGAGUAUGGCGAUAGUGUUCUUGCAAUAACAUUGAGACAGUUUGCUACCUUCUUAGAUGAUAUUAGCUCAGUCCAUCAAGUAUUAGCUCAACAAUUUUCAGAAACAAUGAUCUAUCCCUUAAACAAAUUUUUGCAGGCUGACAUGGAAGAAAUAACCACAAUGCAUGAAAUGUACAAGAUAGCGUCUAAUGAACAUGAGCAGAGUAUAUCUAAGUACAUGAAACAAACGAUAAAAAAAGACGAUAAAGACAGAGUUGAAAUCAAUCGAGAAAUUCAUGCCAACAGAAAAAGAUUUCAUCAAACAGCUCUUCAUUACUACUCCUCCUUGAAUGCACUGCAGUUCAAGAAAAAAUGUUUCUUACUGGAGCCUAUCAUGGGCUUCCUUCAUGCCCAGAGGACCUGCUUUCAGAUGGGCCAAGACAUGAUGGUCAAAUCAGACAUUGAACAAUUUCUGGGAAACAUUGGCAGCAGUGUACAGGAAGUUCAUACAGAACUAGCUAAAGAAACCCAGAAGACUGUUGAAAUUAUUGAAACAAUAGAGAAACAGAGUCAGCACAAAUACUUUGCUGAACCACCCCCAGACAUGCCAUUCAUUCCACCCAACACUAAUCUGUCCAACAUAACGGGAUAUCUUUUCUGCCGAACAAAACAAGUAUUGCUGACUGCCAAAUGGGAACGGUUGUAUUUUUUUACUCAAGGGAAAUUUCUGAUGAGCCAACCUAAAGAAGAGGUUAUCAAAAACCCUGAAUUUGCUGGUAGUUUGGUUAUAGAUUUAUCAGAUGAAGGAAUUGUAGUCGAGUCUUGCCAGAUUGAUGACAGGAGGCAUACUUUUCAAAUAGUUUCUUCUAAGAAAACUGUCAUUCUCCAAGCGGAAAAUUAUAGAGAGAGAGAUGAGUGGAUAGCAACUUUGAACAACAUUAUACGUGAGCGUGAAUUCACAAAACUAGCACCAGCACCCAGCAAGAAGAAGGAUUCAUCAGGCCAAUCCACAGAAAAUAUUUCUGCUGCUUCUAACACUCAAACAGGUCCUAACCAGAGCACAGUAGCAAGUAUAUCCACCACUGCGUCCUCUGAGACAUUGAUCUUGGACACUCCAAUUCAGUUUGACUUGAUAUCUCCCAGUGAAGAAAACAGAGCCGUAAGCUCUCCUCAGUCAGGCCCUCCAAAAAGGGUCAAUCCAUUUGAUCAGGCAUCUUCUAUUGUGCUCAACCCAGCAUUUGAUAAUGCAGCCUUUUCUGAGACUUUCACAACAAGAUUUCUUGGUUCCAUGGAAGUGAAAGGAGACAGAGGAGAGCAGCUUGUACAUUCAACAAUCAGACAGAUUAUGGCUGCAAGAGCUAUACAUAAUGUUUUUAAAAUGACAGAGUCAUUGAUGGUAGUUUCAAGUGAAGGAAUGAGACUUAUUGAUCCUUCCAAUAAUAUAGUGAGGGUAGAGUUUGCGCUGCAAGACAUUUCCUUCUGGUCAGCUCACCCAGAUAACAACAGGUUGUUUGGUUUUAUAACACGUAAUCGCACCUUGGCUGCCCCAGGCUCAACUGAUGGGAAACCAUCUGAGGCUGACAAAAACCAGAAUGCUAGUCCAUCAUUUUCUUGCCAUGUCUUUGAAAGUAAUACCACAGCUGAGGAUAUUUGUCAGGCCAUAAGUACAGCUACAAAAGUUGCUUUCCAAGCAUUAAUGGAGAAAAGGAAAGGCCUAGCACCAACACCAGCAGCAGUAGCAGUAGUGCCUAAGCCUAAAGCUCAAAUCAAUGAGAAAAAUCUUCUCCUGAAGAAUAUCCAGAGUUUACCUUGUGACACUGACAACAAGAAGAACAAGUAUGGUAUAGACGAGGUGGACACCUCGUCUCUAGACAAUUGUGAUGAUGACAUCAGUUCUCGCCUUCCACUCAGUCCAGACGGCAAGUUUUUAAUUCUUACAGCCAUUGAUGAGCCUCCAUCCCCUCCAUUAGUCUCCCCUGUAUCGUCUAAAGCCGUUGAAGACUCAAAUAAAGCAGAUGAAGAAGAGGGUGAAUCAGAAGCAUAACAGAAAUUAGAACAAUUUGUUUCAGUUCUAAACACUGCUUUCAUUUAUUUAAUGUGAGUUUGGUUUUGGAUAAAGGUUUUAUAUUAUUUUAUUGAAAUGUUUUUCUCUGAAAAAAAAAGCCCACUUUCUUAUUUUUUUUAGAUAAACCAAUAUUUUUAUGAUGCUGAUAAAAUUCAUAUAAAAUAGGAAGAAAAAUGUAGCUCUGAUUAAAAAGCUGUUUUGCUAAAGGUUUAGCUUUGAAAAAAAUUUGAUACUGGAUUCAAAUUCAUGUAUUCUUUUUAAAUAAGAAUCUAGACAUAGCUUUUUUAAAAAUUUCGUAGUUGAUUAGACAGCUUUGUUCUGAUUGGGUUUUCUGGGUUAUUUGCUUCUUCCAAUAAUAGCUGUGUUUUGCUGUAUACAUAUUUAUGUAAAUGUUUUAGUAUUAUUUUGGACAUUUGUGUUUGUAGUUUAUAAUAGAGACUGUUCUGGUUAAUUGUGCAGUAUGUGUUCAAGAUUGUUAUGAUAAGUGAGCAAUUUUUUGUUAUAGAUUUGUUUAAAAAUUGAUAUCUUUGACAGGGUUUAGGAUUUAUUUCAUGCUGUAGUGUACAGGAAAUUUUUCAGUAAUUAUAAUGUUUUGUUUCUUGUAGAGUUUCAGAUGAUUUCUUGUUUUUACAUUUCUUUACCACUGUCUCACUUUCCUACAGAGUCAUUUCCUAUUCUCUGUUCACACUUUGAAUGUGCUUCAAAAGGGUGAAUAUGAACUUGGCACAAACUAUUAUUUAAAAUAAUAAUACAUUUGUUUUGUGUCAUUUUUAUGUCAAUACUAUUUGUAAAAAAAGAUAUUUAAUUAUUUAUAGUAGAAUAAUACUUGCUACAAUGUUUACAGAGCAUGAGAUGUCUCUUUCUUUUUACAAAAUUUGUAUGUUAAUAGCAUUAGGGUACCAUGCAUUAAUUAUGAUCAUGUGUAGGUUAUAAAUCUAUGUUUUAUGAAUGAUUGAUAUUGAUAAACAAUAAACAAUAAACAAUGACAAUAAUGCAUUUCACCUAAACCUUUCUGCAUUCACUGUAUUGUGUUUUUAGAUGAAUAUAGAGAUGUAUAUUCAUUGCGAUGCUUUUUAUAUUUCAUUUAGCCUUUUGAAAUAUGUAUUCCUAUUUUUGAUAUUUUAUUAAUAAUUUUUUUUUACAUCAAAUUUGUCAAAACAAAAGUGAUAAAUUUGAACAAACAUGAGUUUUAAAAAAAGUGUUUUAUCUUUAUAAUGAACAAAUGUUUAUUCUAUAUUUUUUUUGAUCAACUUUGAAAAGAAAUUUAAUUCCUGGGUAUCUAACCCGUUUUGUUGGUUUGAAAACUGUGCAAUGCUUACUGCUACUGUAGAAAGAGGCUAGUGAACCAUUUGUUAUUUUGUCCCUUUUUUUAUAUUUCCGAAAUCAUUCUGUGAUGUAAACAAACUUUCCUCAAUAAUUUAUUGUCAUUGUCUGCAUACUUUGAUCACUUAAUUGUUUAAAAAAGCUUUUUGUUAUAAAUUCAUAUUUGUUAAGAUUUUCAAAAUAAAAAAAAAAUACAAUGUCGUUUCAGUUUUUUUAAAUUGUAAAUUAUAUUUCAAUAAACUUCCCAAACUUUAAUAGACGAUUAAUUGCCUUAUAAUUGUUACUGCUGCAAUUAACAGGUAUAUUCUUACGUUUUACAUACAUUGCUUUUGUAAUUUAAUGCUUUUCUUUGUUUAAUUCUAGGCAUCAAUUUUUUUAAAGUUAGUGUAAAUACUGUAAGGUUAUACAUUAUUUUAAUACUCCUCAAUACAUAUGAAACAUGCACAAACACACAUUUUGUUUGUAGUUCUUGAAAACAUAAAUUCUGUAUGAUGACCAAGAUAUUCCUAUGAUUUAGUGUAAUGAUUAAAUAUUUAAAUGUAUAUAGACCUUGAGAAUGUUUGCCCAAUAACGUGCAUUGACCUUUGACAUUUAGUGACUCAUAGCCUCUUUUACCUAUACUUAUACAGAACUUAAAUAAUUUCCUAUUUAUUAAAAAAAAAAAAAUUCUGACUUUAUAAGAUGACAACAGUAUAAUUAUGAAUUAGUGAGUAAUGAUCAUCUCUUUAUCUAUUAGUAUGUGAUGAAUGUUUCUUAUACAAUAGUAGCACUAGAAGAGAAAUUUAAGUCAAGGUCUUUGUUUAAGGGAAAGACUUGUGCCGUUGUUAGUGUUGGGCCUGUUGAACUGCUAAUGAAGCAAGUGUGGCUGAGGUCUGGGUGGUUUGUGUAUCUUCAUGCUAUUAAUGCAGGACAUAGUUAACAGCAAUAAUUGAAGGAUUAUUUUUGGGGAAUCCUAAUGGUCAUGUGAGAAGUAAACCUUUCCUUAUGUUGUUGAAUUUCUGAGUUGAAAAGUGGGUGUGGGUUCAUGUCUUAACCAAGAGUUGGUGUAGCUUUGCCAUAUCUGAUUCCCCAGUUUUCUCUUGUUAAAAAUGUUGCUUUCUAGUGCUGCUAUAAUAUUUGUAACAUGUUUGCAUCAUUCAUUUAUUUCAGCACUAAGUUUCUCAUUGGUAUUUAUAUUUAUUAGAACAAGGAACAAGGAUUAAUUUGCAAACCUUUGGGAUAUCUCUAUAUCUGCCCCAUUUACAAACAUUUAUGCUAAUACAACAGAAGACAGAAUGUUUUUCUUUCCCUCUGAGGAAUUAACAUUUCUUAUGAAUUUUGUAUGGGCUUUGAUUUUAGUUAUAGUAAAGAAAGAAAAAGAUUAUAGGUUCAGGUUGAAUAUCAAUCUAUCUAUUGUCCCAAUGCUCCAAAGGGCAACAUGUCCAAUAUCUACAGAAGGAAGCAGGUCUUUCUGAUUUUAUACAUGUAUAUAUAAUCUAAUCCCUACAAUAAUGAAAUUAAACUGUUAUGAAAGGUGUUUUUUGCACUAACAUAGUAUUAUAUUCACAAUUAUUUGUAUAUAGUGAGUCCAGAAGUCAUUCAGGCAUAAUUUAUUCAAUACAAGUUGAUCCUUUGUAUAUCUGACCUUAAUGUGAUAUGUACACAGUAAGAUUAAAUCAGUUAUGUCAGAAUGAAAAGAAACUGAACAUUUUCUUAUGCCUGCCUAUUUUCUGUUGUAGUCUAUGCAUAUGUUUGAUUUCUUUUCGAAUGAGAAUACAGUAAUAUUGAUUAAACUUUUAGUUGACUUA